Messenger RNA from Bufo gargarizans (Asiatic toad), 3142 nucleotides. RefSeq names its product caspase-8-like. NCBI's taxonomy places the organism in Eukaryota, Metazoa, Chordata, Amphibia, Anura, Bufonidae. Gene Ontology annotation, molecular function: cysteine-type endopeptidase activity; protein binding. Gene Ontology annotation, biological process: regulation of apoptotic process; proteolysis. The record is from RefSeq and is a predicted model, not a curated record. The transcript has 9 exons. The coding region runs from base 154 to 1620 and encodes 488 amino acids.
GAAGAAGUAAUGUGUUGUCUGCAGGGCGGUUCCCUCAAGUUAAACCCGUCAGACUUUCACAUUUUCUAACUUCUAGGAGUGAAACAGCAGCGAGUGAAGAAGAGAUCAGAAAUCAUCCAGGAAAAGUUACUAAAUAUUACAUUCACACCUGAAAUGGACAAAGACCUACAGACCACUCUGCUGCAAAUCAGUGAUGAGCUCGCAGAUAAAGAAGUGGAGGCCAUGAUCUUUUUAUGUGGAAAGAAUUUAAAAGAAGCAGAUAAGGAAAACAUAAAAGAGGGAACAACGCUGUUUUCAACUCUGAAGAAGAAGGGUUUUGUUUCAAAAGACAAUUUGCUUUUUCUUAAAGAACUUCUGAGUAAAAUAGGUAGAAAAGAUAUCUUAGCAAAUGUCCUAAAGACUACAGAAAAUGAAAUGGAAGAGCUUGAAAGAUCCUUCCAGCAUGUUCCCAAAUACAGGUCCCUGCUUUAUGAUAUUUCUAUGAAUCUAGCCUCUGAAGAGACUGAGAAAAUCAUGUUUUUGUUAUCUGAUGAGAUAAGGCACCUUCGUAACCUUAACAAAGCAAAAUGCAUGAUGGUGGUCCUUUCUGAAAUGGAGAAACAAAGAAAAUUAAGUGAAGAUAAUCUGCAAAUGUUGAAAUCUCAUUUAGAGGAAAUCGGACGAUCAGACCUCUCUCACAAAAUAAAGACAUUUGAAGAGCAGUGUCAUCAGAGUGUGCUUCACACUGAAUUAGAGAAAAUGGCUAUUCAAGAAGCAUCAGGCGGUGAUGUAAAUGUAAACAGCGUUCAGCACGAUAAUGAGAAUGAUCCAUCACUAACAGAUAACCAAUUUGAAGAAUACAAGCUGGACAAAAUCCCGCAUGGUCUGUGCGUUGUUGUGAAUAAUUACAACUUCAGUGAAGCCAGGAAAAGUGGAAUGAAAAUGAAGGACAGGCCUGGGACACACCAGGAUGCAGACACAAUAUGCAGAGUUUUUAGUUCACGGGACUAUGAAGUAAUUCAACACAAUGAUCUUACUGGUGAACAAAUGCUAAAUACUAUUAAGAUCUAUGCAAAGGAGAAUCACGCUGAAAAAGACAGCUUUGUGUGUUUUGUACUCAGUCAUGGGGACAAAGGGAUUGUGUUUGGUACAGAUGGAAAAAAGGUGCCAGUCAAUGGCCUAACAGACUGCUUUAAUGGUCUGCAAUGUCCAUCACUAGUUGGGAAACCCAAAGUCUUCUUCUUUCAAGCAUGCCAAGGAGAUAAAUCUGAUACAGGUGUCCUCUAUGUCAGUGACAGCAUUUCAUCGGUGUAUGUAAAUGAUGCCCUUGGCCAAAAACUUCCAAUAACUGCGGAUUUCUUAACAGCUUUUGCCAGUGUUGAAGAGUAUGAAUCUUUAAGGUGCCCAACAACUGGCUCUGUCUAUAUUCAGACUCUGUGUUCAGCCCUACAGAAUCAUCAUUUUUUCACAACAGACUUGAUAAGAAUUAUUACACAUGUGCAGAAUAAGAUAGCAGAUAGAGAUUACACCAUAAAAAAAGAAUAUGGAUAUCUGGAAGUGAAGCAGAUGCCAACGCAUCAAUCUGAAUUGCGUAAAAUACUGAUUUUACCACCCCCAUCCAAUGGACAACAAGCAAGCUAAUUACCUCGUAUAUAGGAAACAACCAAUAGCACAAUGUGAUUUUAACCUGACAUGCAACCCGAACAAUCUGGAGUAAGGACGACUGAAUGUGCAAGACUCAUGAGUAACAAGACUUCUCGUAAUUUAGAGAAACUAUUAUUAUAGUAAAAUAUUCUAUGUUUUGAAUUACGUGAUUACGUCUUAUAACUAUUAGUAAGGCCUCAUGCACACGACAGUUGUUUUUCUCGGCCUCCGUUCCGUUUUUUUUGCGGAUAGGAUGGUGACCCAUUCAUUUCAAUGGGUCAGCAAAAAAAUGCUGAUAGUUUAUCCGUUUGUAUUCCGCGUAAAUUGUCCGUGUUUCCCUUGAGCAAAAAAUAUAGUGCAUGUCCUACUUUUUUCACAUUUGCGGACAAGGAUAGGCAUUUAUUGCAAGGGAUCUGUGGAAAAAAACGGAUCCUCCAAAAAAAAAGGAUGCCGCAUUCUUUUUUUUGACGGACGCACAAUUUGCGGACUCAAAAAACAACUGUUGUGUGCAUGAGGCCUAAACUGGAUAUCUUCUUGAAGGAUCUGUAUUCUUAAAGACUAUGGACACCUUUGACAUGGAAAAUGAUUUUUACAUAUGUUAGUAGUUACCUUGAAUUACAAAUUUGCAUUAAGUCUCAGUCUGCAGUCUUCAUUCCUUCAUUCUUUUUUAGAUCCACAAAAUGCAGUUUGCCCCCUGCUGCUAGUUUCAGACUUUUUCAAUGUGGUUGAGCCUCAUCCAAUAACAUGUGCUGGAGGUGAGGUCUGUGUGUCCAGGAUGCUGCUGUCUUCUCUGGCUCCCAUUUAUCAGCACAACUUCAUUUUUCGACUAAUUUCCCUUUCUACAGAUCAUGGAUAAUCUUUUCUCACUUGUGCUCACAUACAAUGAAAGAAAGGGAAAAAAAGAGCUGAAAGAUCAAUACCAAAUAGGCGGGGGCCCAACUCCCAGAAGUAUAGGCUGUGUGAAGAGGUUGUGGUGUUCUGGUGAGCGCUGUAGCCUUCUCAUACCAUAACAAGCACAGCGAUGUACAUUAUGUAGCGGCCAUAAACUAAAAUAGGACUCAGUUGCAAACAAGCCAUGUGAUCGAUGAAUGUGACAUCACUGGCUUGGAAGCCUCUUCAAACUACUGAUGGGGGCUGGGGGGAAGGGGGGAGUUGAAUCCCCAUGAUCAGAUAUGAAUGACCUAUCCUGAGAAUAGGCCAGGAAAAUCGUUUAAUUGUACAUUUAUGAAGCAAAUGAACAAUAAAACCAUUUCAGUGCAAAGGUGUUCAAAGGCUUUAAGAUCAACUUCAGAUGUGGUCACAUUGUUAAGAACAUUUGGUUUGGACUUCUACUGGAAAUCUGCACUAAAAAUAUCUACAAAUGAAUACGAUAUUUUGAAACCUCAUUAGCAUGCUGCAUACAAAAUGUAACCUCUUACUGCUCUGUGAUGUACUACUAUGUCAAGAGCACUGGUACUUAAACGGGUUGUCUCACUUCAGCAAAGGGCAUUUAUCACGUAGACAAAGUUAAUACAAGGCA